AUGCCCGUCUGGGACCGCCUCUGCGCCGAUGCGGGAGUGCGACGCACGCUGCCGCGCAAUCAGGGGGCGACGCGAUGCGAGGAGCAAUGGGGGGCACCACCUGUCGCGGGGAGCGGCACGGAGCGGCGCUGCCACAGCGGCUUUGUCAUCAACAACAGCAGCGGCCGGGAGGAGGCGCAGGAGCAGCGGCGGCGCGAGCAGGCGGAGUCCCAGGCGCCCGCACUGGACGCGCUGCACAUGCUGACGCUCAAGAGCUACAAGAAGAAGUUCCCAAUGGACUUCAUGGCUGCCUGCCGGCCGCGCGCAAAGACGACUAACCAAACGCUGCGCAUGAUGGGCCUCUACGAAGAGGAUGGCUUCUUCAUGGCCAAGAUGGGGGCCCAGCCACCGGUGGGCGUCACGGCGGGCGCGUUCCUGCCAGACAUGCGCAAAAGGAACCCCAACAGGGCGGUAGCGUGCUGA
Messenger RNA from Monoraphidium neglectum, 462 nucleotides. RefSeq lists its product as hypothetical. NCBI's taxonomy places the organism in Eukaryota, Viridiplantae, Chlorophyta, Chlorophyceae, Sphaeropleales, Selenastraceae. Bases 1 to 462 code for a protein of 153 amino acids. The record is from RefSeq and is a predicted model, not a curated record. The transcript has 4 exons.